AUGGAGUUUCUUAUUCUCAUUAUUAUUUCAUCAGCAAUUUUGUCAAGUGAAUCAACUCUGGUCAAAUAUGAUUUUAUUAUUAAAACAAUCCCCGGUAAUCCAGACGGUUAUCCUCGUGCUGUUAUCACAAUGUACAAUGCUAAUGAUACCUGGGAUCCUAAUCGACCAUUUCCCGGCCCUUUGAUACGGGCAAGACUCGGCGAUACUCUUCAAAUACGUAUCACAAAUCACAUGAAAGAGCAAUCAACAUCAAUUCACUUUCAUGGUCUUCACAUGCUGAAUAAUCCAUGGAUGGAUGGUACGGAGUACGUAACUCAAUGUCCAAUUCAUCCAUCUGAAACGUUUAGUUACAUAUUUAAUGUCACUCAGACAGGCACAUUCUGGUAUCAUUCGCAUCAGGGUCAACAAUAUGCUGAUGGUCUUAUAGGACCGAUGAUAUUUGAUGAUGACGAAAUUGAGAAGAACUAUUCAUACGGAAUGAGUGAUCAUGUGAUUAUGCUUCAAGAAUGGUAUCACGAGUCAUGGGCUGACAUUAUGACUGCAUAUCAAGGACCCUAUGGAGCUUUUCCGGGCAGUAUUCCCGUGUAUCCCUGGCCGCCAACGUCGUUUUUAAUAAAUGGUCACGGUCAGUUUGAUUGUCGUACAAUAAAUUGUACUGAAUAUUCAUCGUUUUUGAACGCAUGUGGGCACCGUGAGCGCGCUCAAUGUAUACCGCUAAGAGAUCCAUUUUUUGGCAUAUGUAACCCUCAUCUUCAUGUAGAAGAUGAGUUUCUCUGUGAUGCGAGUCAGAUGAGAUUGAGAUUAAUAAAUGCAGCUAGUGAGCAUAAUAUAACCAUUGUUGCUCGUGACAGUGUUCCCAUCUUACCUAUAACUGUGCCACGACUGACUAUUCCAAUAGGACAACGUCUCGAUCUGAUUGUUGAAUGCAAUAAAGACCCUUUGACAAAAUAUAAAAUGUACGUGGCUAGUCGAAAUAGUUUUCAUCCGCCACACAUAAUCACCGGUCCCACACCGACAAUGUGGGCAACAGCUCUUCUCACCUAUCCACAAUCAAAUGACAGCGAUAAUUCAACAGGGAAGCCAUUACCUCUACUGCCAGCUGAUGACACUUUCUUUGAAUACAAAUUCCUGAAACCUCUGCAACCUAAACUAGCUUCGCCGGCUGUCAAACGUGUUAAACUCUUUUUCUCAGUCGUAUGGAACUCUAGUCGAGGUGAUGCCCUUGAAGAAUGGCAAGUCAAUGGAAUUACAUUUGAACAUCCGAAAGAACCAUUACUACAAGCUAAUUUUCUCGAUGGUACCGAUCGAUAUGCUGUAGCUGACUCACGUCAGGGUCGAGUAGGGAAUGUACACGAAACUUAUAUUGAAUACUUUGAAUUUGGACAAGUUUACGAAAUAGUAAUGAUUAACGAAGAUCCUCAACAACAUCCUUGGCAUCUACAUGGCUAUACCGUCGAUUUCGUGGCUGCUGAAAAAUUGGAAGCGGGGACAGACUGCAACGGAAUAUCGACGGGUGUUGAUAUGAAAACCUUUGAUUAUGAUUCGGUAUUACCGAGCUUAAAUUCAUCAGCACCUGUAGUGACUGUGGGCGAUUCGUGGAAUUUACCCAGAAAUAGUUACGUGGCGUUUCGAUUUAAAGCAGAUAAUCCGGGACCAUGGCUGCUUCAUUGUCACAUGGACUGGCAUAUUGCGCCAGGAUUAGCGCUUGUCUUCUCAGUAGGAGAAAACGGCACGUACAAGAAUCUUUUACAACCACCGCCAGCCGAUUUUCAGAUAAAAAUAAACGAUGUUCAUGUAAAAUAUUUAAACAAUUAUUUGAAAUUAUUAAUAAAACAAAAAUUUUCAAAAUAUUUUAAAUUAUAUAAAAAUACAAUACACAUCACUACAGCUGAUAAUAUUGCAAUAAAAUCUUCUACAUCUAAUAAUGAUAACCUAGAAAAUUUAGCAUUCAAGAACAACAACAAUGAAGAAAAACAACUAUCUAUAUGUCAAUAUUAUAAAAACACUUUUAAUGUUAUUUUAACAGUAGCUUUUCAAACACUACUUUAUAAUGAUAUGUGUGAAUCCAAUGAUCUUCAACAAUUUAAAACAACAUUAAUAAAUUUUAAAAAUUAUUUGACACCCUAUUUUUCUAAACAUGAAAAUAUGUUAUCAAUAAAAAAUUUUACAGUAGUACGUGAUCAUGAACUUUGUUUAUCAAUAUUAGUUAUAAUAUGGCAUCUUGUUGAUAAACCAAUAUUUGAAUCAGUAUUUAUUGAAACUGAUUAUGCAAAAGCCGUAUUAGAUUGGAUACAACUGUCCACUAAACGAAAAGGACAUAAACGUGAAUUGGUUAAUAUUGUACAUAAUCUUAUUCGUCAAAAACAAGGACAAAAUGCAUUUAAACAAGAGAAUGUUAUCUUUAUAUUAGAUGAAAUAUGUUCAACGUUUGAAAAUUGUCGAGAUGAUGAAAUGAUUGUAGUUUAUUAUAUGGGAUCAAUAUUGAUUGAUGGGCAUGAGUUAAUCGAAACAUUUUUGAAAGAAUUUAACGAUUCAAUAAAACAUAUCCUUAAUAGAAUUUUCAAUAUGAAUUUAAGAGCAUGUUGUAACUUAAUUAAAUAUAAAGAACUGCUAUAUUAUAAUUUUCAUUUAUCUGAAUUAUUGAUUGUAUUAGAAAGAUUAUUUAUUUCGGAUUUUAUUGUUAAAUAUUUUUUAACAGACAAUGAAUCUGAAAUAGAUCGAGCAUCAACGCAUCACUCAUCAUCACUAUCAUUAUCAUCAUCGUCUUCGUCAAUUUCUUCGUUAACACCGUCAUCUAUCUCAUCAAUAUUUUUACAGGAUAAUAAAAAAGAUUCAAUAAAAAUAUUCUCUGAUGCAUUAUUAUCAAUCUAUGGUAGAAUUACUGAUGGUGAUAAUCGUGGUAAACUGGCAUGUGAAUUAUUAAUGAAAAUUCUGUAG
Molecule: messenger RNA, 2937 nt
Organism: Didymodactylos carnosus
Lineage: Eukaryota; Metazoa; Rotifera; Eurotatoria; Philodinida; Philodinidae
Source: the annotation of a GenBank genome assembly